ACUUUGCCGAAGACACCAAAUCGAUCAAAAAAUUCCUUCAAAAGAUACAGAUUUUUGAAUUUUCACAUAUCAUUUUUGUAUGGACAGCUGCCAAAUUUGUAUGGAAAAUUAUAUGGACAAACUAAUGAUGCAAAAUGGCUUCUUUGGGCAUACCGAAGGCACCAAAAAAGUUUUAGCUGGAUUAAAAAAUACAAAAAAAAAUCGAAUGAUCGAAAUCUCAGAGAAUUGCUUAGGUAUGGAAAGAGACUACACUGAAAAAAAUGAUACACGGUUAAAAAAAUGGUGAUUUUUUAUUUCACUUUUUGUCACAAACUUGAUUUGCAAAAAAACACUAUUUUUAAUUUUUUAUUCAUUUUCUGAUAUGUUUUAAUGAACAUCAAAUGCCAACUUUUCAGAAAUUUUCAGAAUGGUUAAAAAUUUUUUUUACCGAGUUAUUUUAAAUAUUUAAAUGUCCCCCACCCCAAAAUUACUCCAAAAUUUUCUUCAACUUGUAAAAUCGAUUGUAGAAACUUUAGAUUGGAUCGCAUAACGUUUAUUUAUGCAGCUUAAUUUAAAUAAAAGCUUUAUAAUCUAAUUACAAAUUUUGAAUCCAUAGAUCGUUAAAAAGAUGUAAUUUUUUGGGAAAACAAUAUUUUUAUAAAUCAAUUUAUUUUAUUAUUAGGAUUGAAAUUAGAAAUUCUGGGUUUAUUUUUUAAUGCUCCCCCUCGAUCUUUGCCGUAGCUAAGGGACAACAAAUUGAAAUUGAAAUUGAACUAGUAUUGCUGAAAAGUUCUACCCAUGUCAGUGCUGAAAAGUGGAACUUUUCAGCAUUUGUAUUGAAAGAUAUUAAUUUUCCAUUCUGUUAUUCUUGGUAGGGAAAAUUAGGCCUCGCUCGAGAAUGGAAGAAAAUGUAAGAAGUUAUUACAUUUCGUUCAGUUAUUUUUGGCAGAGAACCCCUGACUUAAGGUGGUUGCAAAAAUACCCAACAUGCAAUAAAUAAAAAAAAUGUUUAUUGGACCUUUAAAAACACAAGAUUUGGCUUUUAAAAUGAUAAGCUGUAUAGGGAACAAAAUGUUUAUCUUUUCCAUCGGAUAUUCAGUAGAUAUUUUUUUAUGUAAAUGAUAGGUUGCAUGCAAAUAUGACAGCAAAUUAUAGUAUUUCAACCUAUUUAUUUAUUUUUUUUUUCAAAUAAAUAACAUACAGUGAGGGUUGAAGGUUCACCAAAUUAAUCAUUUGAAAGGUUACAAGGUGCAAUUAUCCCCUGGUAUCGCUCACUUAUCGGUCGCGGUUCCGGCAAAAAUAAACUAAUCGCUACGCCUAGGGUACCAAUCCCGAUGCGAAACGAGAUAAGAUUAUUCACGCAAAGUUGAACACUUUGCUCGUAUAUAAUUACACCGCAGCUGUUAAAUGUUGAUAUUGUGUCUAAGAUAAAAUUUCAAAUGAAUGAAACAGUUUAAAAACACCGCAAAAGUUCAUGAUGAUGUCAUGAUGAUUUAACAACUGUCAAACUGAAGUUUAAUGCACUGCUGACCUGCAUUUAAGCGAGCGAGAUCUUUGUACCGAUGACAAAUCUUUGUUCUGUUUCAGACGGUUGCGAAAUUGAAUACACACCUCCUCCGUGGAAUUGUCUGAGACAAUUUGCAUAUCACACUACGUUUCAGUGGAAAUGACUUGUUUUGUGUGGUUUUCCAGCUGCGCCGUGUUUCAAGUUGUAUAAAUGAGUAACAUUUCUCGGAAAAUAUCUGUUCAAGCUCGAUUGAGCGAACUUUAAACCCCUGGAUUGUACGUUGUUAUGAUGCGGGAUGGGAUGGAUUUAUGAUGUAAUUUGUAAAUCAUAAAAAGUGUUUUUUAAUGAUUCACUCAGGAUAAGAAAUAUGUCCAGUAACUGUUUUUUUUCAUUUUUUUUCCAACAUAGAAAGUAAACAAAUGUUAGGUAAUACUUUCAACCGCAAAACCAUACAAGCAAAUUCGCCUGAAGCAUAACUCUAUAGACAAGCACUUUGAGUAAAUAGUGAAAACGGGUAUCAACUGCAAUGUUGCUGUGGGGGUGUAAAAGCUAUUUAUAGCACUAGAAAGCACCUUCUGGUGCACUUACACUACAUUGCAACGCAUUUGUGCCGGUUAGGGAAGGGUGCUUUGUUAUACAUACACACACUCACAACUUACACUUCAUAUGGCACCGAAUCGUUGAAUUCAUUUCGCUUUAUAAAUAUUAAUUCAGUAAUCAACGCAAAGCCAAGACUGGUUUCUGUAGCUUGGCAAAGCUCGUUCUAGUUUGGAAUGGUUAAAGGAAGUGGAAUCCUUUGAAUGUGUAAGAGCUUCAGCCAAAAACGAACACUUGAGCACGCAAAGGUGUGGGGAAAAUCGAGUCACUUUUCUUUCAAAAAAUGUGCAAGUCAUCGAAGAGAAAACGGAAACCUAGCAUAACCAUAACUGUAAUACUAUUUCGGGCCUUUUUUUCAAAAAAAAAUGACUUCUUUUCAACAUUUUAAAUAAUACCCAACAAGUUUAAAACACCUAUUUUUGAGAAGAAGAAAAUGAUAAUAAUGCCCCGCAAUAACCCAACUCUCCCCUUUUUUUAUUGUUAUCAUAUCAAAUCAUCUCCCCGUUGAAUAAUAUCGCGGGGUGACAUCAUUUUUAAGCGUCGUCGUGAACACACAGACUGCUAGACAAAAUAACGUUUAUGCCUUACGCCGGUAUAGGUAUGUGUUUGUUCCAACCCCUCUGGAAUCAUAUGCUUAAUCUUAAAGGUAAACUCAAUUCAAGCGCACAGUCCAAUCGCUCAAAAAAUGUUCUGCUUUGGCAGUUUGUUUCGAAAAAGUAACCAAGCGGUCACCGAAGCUCAAGAAAACUUAACUCUUUCAAAAAUGGAAGGAAGUAGCAGUUUACAGGUGCCAAGUGUUGGAAAGACUGUGAAGAAUGCUUCAACGUCUCCGAUCAAAACGCCGGUUGCGCAAGUCAAAUCUUCAACAAGGCAGCAGCCGACAGGAUCGGCAACAGGCAAUCCCCGCAACAAAACGGCACUUAAACCGGGCCACUCGCUGAUGGAUUGGAUCCGGCUGGGCAACUCGGGCGCGGAUCUUGCCGGGACUGGUGGCCGGGUGCGGCCGGUGAGCCACGCCGAGCUGGCGGAACACAACAAACCUGGCGACAUGUGGAUGGCCAUCCGGGGGAAGGUCUACAACGUGACGAGCUAUUUGGACUUUCAUCCUGGGGGUGUCGACGAGCUGACGCGAGGUGCAGGAAAGGACGCCACUAGUCUGUUUGAUGAGGUCCACGCCUGGGUCAACUACGAAUCCUUGCUGGCCAAGUGCUUCGUAGGACCGCUCAGGAAUACCACCGUGCUCAACCUGGGUUCCCCGAAAGGCACGAUGCCACCUCCUGCGUUCCUCAAACCACCGACUCCGGUGACACCGCCAGCCGACACGCCCAAAACCGCCUCGGCCGUGUCCAUCGUGAGCAGUUCCAGUGAAGACUCCGCUGCCAAGACUCUACCCGUAGUGCCUCGCUUCGACUGGAUCCAGAAGACGGCCGAAGUGUCGUUCAUCUUCUACACCAGAGCCCUCUGCAAUCCGGCCGUCAUCGUGGAGUGUGUCAACAACCUCGAGUUCAACGUGCGUUUCUUCCUCGAAGGUAACGUCCUGCACCGGUACCGAUUCCAGGCGUCCAACAACCUCCAAUGGCCCUGCACCGUACGACAAUCGCUCGAAACCGGCAAGGUCGAAAUCGUGUUCAACAAGCUACUUCCCGGCCUGUGGACCAACUACGGAACCAUGGAGUACGACCAAAAGGAAAACUACGAACUCGAACUGAACGAGUACGACGUGGCCACCCGGAUCGAAAUCACCCACGAUUCCUGCGUGCUCCUCCUCCGACCCAAAAACAACUCCAUCCUCCAGCUAACCCCCAUCGGCCACCACAUCUCCGUAUCGGCCCCCAUCGAGGGCGAGUUCGUCACGCGAAGUUACACCCCGGUACCUGCCAACGCCGUCCCGACCGACUGUCCGCCCACCUUUAUCCCGCUCCUCGUCAAAACCUACCCCCACGGCGCCCUCUCGCGCCACCUGACCCGUCCCGUCCCGUUGGCCACCUCGCUGCAGCUGUCCCAACCCAGCGGGAACUUUGCGCUGGCCAAGCUCAAGCACCACAACCGUAUUGCCUUACUAGCCGCCGGAAGCGGAAUCACACCGAUGCUCGCCUUACUCAACUAUCUGCUCGAGCGGACCAGCAACCGGAUGGAGUCUAUUAGCUUGCUGUACUUCAACAAGACCGAGCCGGAUAUCUGGUGCCGGGAGAUGCUGGAUAAUUUAUGCGAAAAGGACAAAAGACUGUCGGUCAAGCACUUCCUAUCGGACGUGGACCCACCACCACCGAGCACCACGGCAUCCAGCACAGUGACGACGACGUUCGUCCACGAGCAGGGUCGGAUUUCGGAGGAAAUCGCCCGCCGGUUGACCAGCGUGGACUCGCCGCUGUAUGCGAGCUUUGUGUGUGUGUGCGGUCCGAAGCCGUUCAACGAGCUGUGCUGCCAGCAUUUGGAGCACGCUGGCCACAACAUGACCCAUCUGCACAGCUUCCAGGGUUAAGGGCGGAGGACGGGCGGACAUUGAUUGCUGCUGGCUGGCCGGCGCACAUGGUCUGUGAUGAUGAUGGAUCGAGAUACAAUCAUAAACAACCGGAUAAUAGAAAAAAAACCAAGAUUAUCCUGCCCUCCAACAACAACAACAUCUACGCCAAAACCGAGGAGAUUUCCCCUCUGAAACGAAAGUUAUACUACAAUUCCCAUCACAUCACACAGGCAUAUAUCAUUAAUUACAGGAAAAGGUGAGCUUUCAGAAAGCUCGACAAAAAAAGUGGCGUGGAAUCCGUUAGCCGAAAGUAGCUAGACAAUAUCGUGAACAUUUACUUCGUCGAAAACAAUUUGUUAUGAAAGAGAAAAGCGAUAAAAAACUUGCUGAACAGGAAAUGAGAAAAUCAGAAAAUUACCAAGAAACGGGACGAAAAACCAUUAUCAUCUUAAUGGAACUUAUAGCACCGUUAAAAGACACCCAAACCAGCAGCAUCUUCACACCAAUCAACAUAAUAGAAAAAAGUAGCAGCAACAGUUAAAAAAAACAAUGUUGUAAAGUGCACAUUUUCUGGUCAGCUUUAGGAAGAGAGAAAAACACAAGCAAAAAGUAGAUGAGCACGCGAAAACACCGCCAUCAAUGUCGCACACACAACACACCAAAGUAGUUGAAACAAUCUGAAACUUUGAUUUUUGUAACCAUGAUAGAAGACCAAAAGUGACAUUUUUGUUUCUGUUUCUCAUUACGAAAAAAAAGAUAACAUUUUAAAAUCGCGGAACAACAAGUAGUAUACAGGACAAAAGUAUAACAACAGACAAGUAGAGCAGAAAAUAUUGAUAUUUCAGUGAAAUCAUCAUCAAAUGGUUCAUAUUUAGCGUAAUGUAAUGUACAGUAGCGAGCAAUGUUGUAAAAAGAUGGAAAGUCGGAGAGAUUAGUGGUGAAAUAAAUUUAUUUAUUUUGAAA
Messenger RNA from Culex pipiens pallens (northern house mosquito), 5510 nucleotides. RefSeq names its product cytochrome b5 reductase 4. The coding region runs from base 2769 to 4565 and encodes 598 amino acids. Gene Ontology annotation, cellular component: endoplasmic reticulum. The record is from RefSeq and is a predicted model, not a curated record. Gene Ontology annotation, molecular function: oxidoreductase activity; heme binding. The transcript has 7 exons. Lineage: Eukaryota; Metazoa; Arthropoda; Insecta; Diptera; Culicidae. Gene Ontology annotation, biological process: superoxide metabolic process; generation of precursor metabolites and energy.